Messenger RNA from Linum tenue, 3292 nucleotides. NCBI's taxonomy places the organism in Eukaryota, Viridiplantae, Streptophyta, Magnoliopsida, Malpighiales, Linaceae. The record is from the annotation of a GenBank genome assembly.
CAUCUCUCCAUCAACGAAGUUUUUUUUUUUUUUGUGCGAGCAGCUCCCUCUUCAUCGUUCUUCCUCAAACUCCUUUCUCUCGUUUCUGUGGCUAAUCUCGAUCUGUCAUAUGUUUUUCCUUUGUUGAUUUUCUUCCCGAAUCAGAACUUCUUUUCUUUUCCUUUUCCCCCAAAUCAGAAAACUAGGGUUCGCAGGGGAAGGGAUGAUGUUCCAGUGAGCAGUGAGGCUGCUCAAGUCCAGGGAUCCAUAUAUUCCCUCCUAUGGCAAGACCCACUAAUUCCUUCCUACCCUAAUAUCAGUAUAUCCAUCGCCAACAAAGUCCAGCAUCUAACUCAAAACAGAUCCCCUUGGCUGCUGCUGAACUUUCGCUCUUCUUCCCAGACUAGAGCUGUCCCACAGUCUGCUUCAUUCUUCUAUGGCCAACAGCUGAAAAACAUAGCAUUCUCUGAUGUCCAUGGUUGCUAUUGUUGCUUUGGGGCCCUCUGUUUUUUUCCCUCUCUCGGUCGUUCUGGGCUUCUAGGAGACCUACGCUAGCUUGAGGUUGGGGGACAAUAGUGUCCGUCGUUGACGCCACAAGAUGGAUAGAGAAGCUCAAGAUUCAAAUGAGAUUGAAGAUCAUAUUACUGAUGGGUUGGAAGAGAUUUUAGAUUUGCAUGGAACAGAACAAGAUAGUUGGAGAAUUGUCAUGGAAAAUUGGCAGAGACAAAGAGAUAUGUGUGUCAUACAACUUAUUUGCUACAUUGUCCAUGCAUUGCAUCUAUUAAAUAGACAAGCCUCCAGUGGAUCGUGGGGGUUGAGUUUUCAAGUAAGAGAGGAUAAAAGAAGAGAUCUUCUGAAACAAUUGCGUAAUCAUGAAGUUUCAUGUCGUGCAACAUUACGUAUGGGGGUAGAAGUGUUCGCUCUUUUUUGUGAAAAAUUACGGGGUACAGGAGUGUUGCAAGAUUAUAAUCGUGCCACAGUGGAAGAGCAAGUAGCAAGAUUUUUGUCUAUUCUUGCCCAAACUGGUGGCAAGUAUCGCAAUCUGGCUUUCUAUUAUCAUCGAAGUAUUGGGACUAUCAGUAAUCAUUUUCAUAAUGUCUUGCGAGCUGUGAUAAGUUUAGCACCUCAAUUCCUGAAUCAACCUAGUGCAACAACGCCAGUGUCCUCCGUAAUAAGCAGUAACUCUAGAUUUUUUCCGUACUUCAAGGAUUGCAUUGGGGCUAUUGAUGGUACACACUUUCGAGUGAAAGUAAAUCGCGCCAGUCAAACUCGUUUUAGAGGUCGGAAAGAAUGGCCUACUCAAAAUGUUUUAGCUUCAUGCAACUUUGACUUGCAAUUCCUAUACGUUUUAGCUGGGUGGGAAGGGACAGCAUCUGAUUCAAGAAUUUUAAAAGAUGCAUUGGCUAGACCACAUGGGCUUGUAAUACCAGAAGGGAAAUUCUAUCUCGGAGAUGGUGGGCUAAUGUUACGUGCUUCGUUGUUAACACCAUACAGACGUGUUCGGUAUCACUUAAAGGAGUAUUCCCGUAAUGGUCCUAAGAAUGCUAAAGAAUUGUUCAAUCAUCGUCAUGCUAGUCUACGUAACUCGAUUGAAAGAUGUUUUGGGGUGUUGAAAAAGAGAUUUCCUAUUAUUGGCACCGGUAUGGAGCCACAAUAUUCUUUCGGCACAACUACCGACAUUAUCCUAGCUUGUUGUAUCAUACAUAACUUUCUUAUAGGAGUCGACCCCGAUGAGCAACUAAUUGCAGAAGUUGAUCGAGAACUCGAGAGGAUGCAAAGGCAAAAUGAGUCACAAUGUGAAGACGAAACAAGAGCUGGAAUAGAAUUACGUGAUAGUAUAGCGGAACACAUGUGGCAUGAUUAUAAUAUGCAACAAGGAAGCACAAUGAGCAAAAGGCCAAAAGGGAAGCAGACAAUUGUGGGGGAGACAUCCACUAAGGAGAAUCUACAAUGGACAGAGGAGAUGGACAAUGCUUUGCUAGAAAGUCUACUAGCCGAGCAACGUAAGGGGAACAGGCAAGAUGGCAUGUUCACAACUCAUGCUUAUAACAAUGUCGUUAUUGCUUUGCGUGGGCUGUUUUCGCAUAAUUUCGACAAGGAGAAAAUAAAAAAUAGGCAGAAGACAUUGAAAAAGCACUUUGCAACUGUGAAAGACUUAUUCCAUAACAUGAGUGGCUUUGCAUGGAAUCCAGUAACCAAACUUUUUGAAGCUGAACCAGAAGUAUGGAAGCAACUAAUUCAGGAGAAGCCGAAUGCUAGCAGAUGGAUUAGGACACCCAUUAACAACUAUGACAAACUCUUUGAGUUGUAUGGGGAGUUUAGAGCAACCGGAGAAGGAGCCGCAAGUGCAUUUGAGAGGAUCGAACGUUGGGAUAUGAGGUCUCCUGCAUUCGACAUUGAUUUGAAUAACAUGUCAGGAGAUGAUGAAGGUAUGAAUGCCUAUAUUCCUUCACCUUUUACACCUCGUGAAGGCACAAAUGCAUAUAGCUCCGAUGGUAGAUCUUCAUUUACUCCUGAUCCUCCACCAUCAGUCGACUCUCAUGGUACUACCUCUUCAAAGGGAACCAAAAGAAAAGCUCCCAUGGGAGAUGUAUCUGCCAAUCAAUUUGAAAUCAUGGCUGUCAACAUGAGUAGGAUGGCAUCAGGUAUAGAGAAAGGUAAUGUGAUUGCUGAACGAUCUGCCAAGGCUAUGGAGAAAGGAAAUGAGAUUAAAGAGAGGUCUUUGGUGAUUCUUGACCAUCAUAAGACUCACAUCUACAAAGAGGGAGAAAUUUUCCAAGAAUUGCAACGCUAUGAUAUUCCUGGUGAAAUGAGGUUGAAUGGCUAUAAGUAUCUAGCAAAAAAUCCGGAUACCACAAGGGCUUUAUUUGGCUUGCCAGAAGAGUAUAGACAACAAUUCAUUGUUGAUUUGGCAAAAAAACAAACCUUCUGGCAAGUUGACUUUUGAUGUGGUCUAGUAGCAUGUUACCUAGUACUAACAGGUUGCCAUCUUUAGGACGGACUUAUGUAAGUAUAGUAUUAUCAGGUGACCUUUUUUUGGACGGAUUGUACUAUGUAUCUCUAGUAUUAGCAGAUGCAUUUGGACGGAUUUAUGCACUUCUAGUAUUAGCAUGUUACUUAGUACUAACAGGUUGCCUUCUUUUGGACGAACUUAUGUAAGUCUAAUAUUAUUAUGUGACCUUCUUUUGGACGUAUUGUAUUAUGUAUGUCUAGUAUUAGCGGAUACCUUUAUUUUGGAUGAAUGUAUGUACUUCUAGUAUUAGCAUGUGACCUUAUAUUUGGGAAAUUACUAUUAUCCUGUUGCUUUUUGGAC